UUGCACGUGUUCUUGCCAAGCCCAUUCCCAGCCUCGUCUGUGAUGGGAGCUGACUAUCAUAAUCUUAACUACGUCUUUGGUCAUAACUUGAGUGUGAUUUCAUCUGAGGCACUCGACAUCAAACCAGGAUUGCUUGCUAGCUCCGCAUACAGUUCUAAAGGCUCGGCAUGGGCAGUCCGCAGCUUCAUGCACGACUACACUCGAUUUACCGACUACGCCACAUCAGUGUUUUUCCACCUUGCAGAGGAGACCUAUCAACGUCUCAUUGUUUGCCAGUGUGUGGUUCCACAUGGUUUGAACAUCACAGCGAAGUGUGUGAAAUGCGAUCAAGCUACAUGCUUGGAUGCGGUGAACGAGCAAGAAAGAUUAGAACUGGACAUCAAUCAGAAUGCAUCUAGAAUGGCAGAGGAGCAGUACUUGGAAACUACAGGUUGUUCUGAUCUGCAAGACGAAAGGAAACGUCUGCCUGGUACCUGCACUAUUGGCUCGGCCAGUGUUCUGUUACUCGUCAACAUUGAAGACGGCAAUAAGCCAGCCUUGCACUGGCUUCCCGAGUUUGCAGCUGCGCUUGAUGAUCACCUUAUCCGGAAUGGCGUUGGUCAGGCCGGUACAUUAGCCUGGUCCAGAAGAAAUCUCUACACUGUGGUCGGUUUUCACAACGAAGGAUACUCUACUGUGACGGCUGAAUCUGCUGGAGGGCAGUUGGCGGUGCCUGCUGAGUAUGUGGCUGAGGCCGUAGGUUCACUGCCACUUUCAGGACAAAACAUUACUCUAAUUGACAGGGUUUCUUCCCUGUCCGGCAAGUUAAGGGAUACCGGGUUUUCCGUGAUUGUCGCCAUUUGGCAUCAAGAAGUACCAAAGAUCGUUGCUCAAAUCAUGGCCCAACAACUCACAGCACCAUGCGCGAGCCCUUCUCUUCAUGUACUGUUCCCUAUAGUCACUGAAGCGAAAACCAAAUAUGUACUGUACGAGGGGCCAAACUUUUACUACCAGGCUUUCCCCGACGAUCUUUCUGCUUUUGCCCACCUUGCCUUACAAGUUGAUCUAUCAGUGAAAGAUUCGUCGCAAGUGUUCAAUGGGAGCAUCUGGUCAUCGGCAGAUGCUCUAUGUGUCGAGCAGAACAUCGCUUGGCUUACCGAGAAUCUUGCAAAGGCCAUUGCCGAAUCCAGUGUGGCAUUUACAAGGGCCCGUUUGCUUUACCACGAGUGCAUCUAUCGUGAUGGUCUACCUACCUGUCAAGACGUCCUGGUGGAUGUUGACGUUCAUACAUGGUGUGUAAAGCCUGAUGUUGAUGAUAUGUCAGAACAGAUGGCGAAUGCCACGUCAAAUGCGACGCCUAAUGCCACGUCUGAUGGCACAUCAAAUACCACGUCAAAUGCCACGCCUGAUGCAAUGCAUGGUGCAAUGCCUGUUGCUACACCGGGUGUCAUUGCGGGCACAGCGAGAGAAGAUAACGCCACUAGCCCAGGUGGCAUGUCACAGGUUAUGAAAGCCGUGCUGAUCUUGCUUGGGUGUUCGGUCCUAUUGGCCUUCUUCAUAGGCCUGUUUAUAUGGCAUAGGCGAGCUCACCGUGAUUCAGCCACAGGUGUGCCGUUGUCGAAAGCUAUGGCCGAACACACACGGGCUCCCAAAAUUCAGGAUAUCAUGCACCAUGCCACGUCAAUGCUGACUGCGCCAACAAGUUCCGAUGUCAAGGUUCUGCCAGUUUCGUUGCUCCGUUUUGUUAGUCCAAUCGGCAAGGGUCAGUUCGGAGAAGUGUUUCUUGGCCAGAUGAUGGUGGUAGAGAAAGAGCAAGACAGACAGCAGACGGUAGCAAUCAAGACACUCAGAUCAAGUAUUGCUGACGACACGGCCAACACUGCACUGAUUGAAGAGUAUCUACUGCAGUGCAGCAUUGGCAAACAUUCCAACGUUGUCGACAUUAUCACGGGAGGGCUUUACAAUGGUCGUGCAUGCCUCGUGAUGGAGUAUAUGCCUGAAGGUGAUCUACAUUCGUACCUGGUGAAACUCAGAAAACGCGUGCCAGAAGCUCGGAGCGUCAAUAGCUUUCUCGUGCCCACGGAUCGAUUGGACAUCUGUCGACAGGUGGCAGUGGGGAUGGAAUUCCUCUCUUCGAAACAGAUUGUUCAUCGUGAUCUGGCGGCAAGGAAUGUUUUGGUACGUGAGCACGAUUCCGGACUGAAGGGGCGAAGGCUGGAGCUCAAGAUCAGUGACCUGGGUCUGUCUCGGCGUGCCGCACAAGGCGGAAAAUACACAGCGCAAACGACCAGAAUGCUGCCAAUGAAGUGGAUGGCAAUAGAGAGCAUCAACGAUGGCUGCUUUUCGUCGAAAAGUGAUGUAUGGUCGUUUGGUGUGCUCAUGUGGGAGGUAGAGACCUGUGGUGAUAUCCCUUAUCAUCAGACACCGAAUGCUCUCCUUCCGCAGUUGAUCACAAGAGGACAUCGUCUAGAGCGUCCCACUGACUGUCCAGAAAAUAUCUACUCGCUGAUGAUGAAAUGCUGGAGCACAGACCCUGAGCAGAGACCGAAGUUUUCACAUAUCAAGUACAGCCUGGGACGGGAUCUAGAGACUUCACUGGAUUAUAUGCAGGUGGAAGACAUCAAGCCUGAAGAACACAGCAGCACGGCACUGCGGAGAACAGCCCUGCCCUUCAGUCCUCACCAUCAAGCUGCGCUGCAUACACCAAGAGAUGCUGCUCAGAUCUCCGUGACAACUGAGGCAUACGACGUACCUCAGUCAGCUGGAGUGAAUUCAGUGUUUUUUGGUCGCGAUUCGCCUGCAAGACUGUCUCAAGGAAGCCUUGAAUUGACCUGCUCACCUCGUCGAACCACUGCAGAUUUGGCAUCAGAGCGCUAUGUUCUGCGGGCGGUGAGUCAUUCAGAACAUCCAAGUUCACCGCCGGCUAAGUCAGCCCAAAGCAAUUUAGGCGAUGACUUACAAAGGCAGAAGAGACCAGAUACAACUGGCUAGGUCACGGUUGUAACGCUGAGUUUCAAUGGCUUACGUUGCCAUGUUUUGAUGUAAAUAUCGAGCCUGCAUUCUUGACCAGCCAAGCCAAUCACAUCAACCACCGUUUAAAUAAUAUAAUCAAUAUAAAUAUAUAAUCUCAUGGCGUAUAAUUUCACACAAAAAAGAGAACAAAAUGAAAUGAUUAUCUUCUAUGUCAUAGGGGCGUUAGUUAGCACUAUCGAUCCAUGCUCAAGCUCAGCAUUCUGCAAUUGAAAGCCAAGGUGCUCACUUUUCUUUUUUUGUGCUAACUUCUUCACGUCUGAUGGUUCAAGAUCUGCUAUAAUUGGUCGAGUCUAGCACAUAACCUGUGUUUCACAUGUUUGCUCGAGUGUACUAGAUACAUGUAAGUGUGUCACGCCGCAGGCUGGUGCUGCAUAACACGAUGCCUGCACUCGUAUUCGACCCACUUCUGUGUCUUGCUUUUUAAAAGUUUUGAGCACCAUGGAUGGACUGCAAUUUUUAUAGCGUAAACCUUUUCAGAAGUCAUCAAAAUUUACAUGAAUCCCUUUGCAGCAUUAGAGUCAUCUUUCACUGUAAAACACUGUUUUGAUGCCGGACCGAGAUUUGUGAACAGCACUCCGGGAUUCCCGUUAAUUCUGGUUGCAACAUCAGUUAUUCUGUAUAAGAUCUAGUAUUCAAUGCAUUAUGAUACAUUUCCCAAUGUUUUCUCUGAUGUCCAAAAUUGUCUUUGUCAGGCCUCUGCUCUUUGCGAAGAGUCCAAAGACUUCAAAA
Messenger RNA from Sycon ciliatum, 3741 nucleotides. RefSeq lists its product as uncharacterized. NCBI's taxonomy places the organism in Eukaryota, Metazoa, Porifera, Calcarea, Leucosolenida, Sycettidae. The transcript has 16 exons. Gene Ontology annotation, cellular component: plasma membrane; signaling receptor complex. The record is from RefSeq and is a predicted model, not a curated record. Bases 43 to 2970 code for a protein of 975 amino acids. Gene Ontology annotation, biological process: multicellular organism development; cell surface receptor protein tyrosine kinase signaling pathway; protein phosphorylation. Gene Ontology annotation, molecular function: ATP binding; transmembrane receptor protein tyrosine kinase activity.